Messenger RNA from Aphidius gifuensis, 1392 nucleotides. RefSeq names its product F-box/LRR-repeat protein 2-like. Lineage: Eukaryota; Metazoa; Arthropoda; Insecta; Hymenoptera; Braconidae. The record is from RefSeq and is a predicted model, not a curated record. Gene Ontology annotation, biological process: SCF-dependent proteasomal ubiquitin-dependent protein catabolic process. Gene Ontology annotation, cellular component: SCF ubiquitin ligase complex. Bases 1 to 1392 code for a protein of 463 amino acids. The transcript is spliced from 4 exons.
AUGGAUAAACAAAAACCUUUUGAUGAUGAUUUCGAGACUAAAAUAAUGGCUCUGGAUUAUGAUUCAUUAGCACAAAUAUUUAUGUGGCUUCCAGUAUCCCAGAGGAUAGUCAUGGAAAAUGUUUGUCACAAAUGGAAAGAGGCUUGUCGACAAGCAUGGUACGACAUCAAAAAAUACAAAUGUGAUGUAUCAAUUGAUGAUGAUUAUAAGAACCGUUUAUUAACACAAUCAUUUGUUGAAAAAAUAUUAUUACGAUGUGGUGCUUAUCUGAAAGAAUUUACUCUUACUGAAGUUUGCAACUCAAGCAUGAUUAUUUCAAUCGUUGGUGAACGAUGCAAAAACUUAACAAAACUCGAAUUUGUAUUUGACGGAACAUCAAGAAACUUAAAUAAAUACAAAAAUCUUCAAAGUUUAACAAUACGUUUCUGCAAUCUGGAUAAUAUUAUUCAAGACAUAUCAAAAAAAUCAACACUUCGUUAUCUCGAUAUUAGAGACUCUUGGGCAUUGAAAAAAUCGUGGAUAUUCAAUGACCUUGUGAAUUUAGAACAUAUUGACUUGUUAGGCUGUUGUACGAUUAAGGAACAAAACAUUUCGGAUGUAAUUUCUAGUAUGAUUUAUACAUGCAAAAAUCUGAAACACCUUGAAUUCCCUUCUAAUUAUACAACACCAGAACCUAAAAUUUCACUUGAAAACUGGUUAAACCUUAAAAAUUUAGUUUAUCUCAGUACUUGGAAAAUUACUGAGGAUUUAGCAAUAAAAUUAGUGAAUUAUUGCAAGAAAUUAAAAGACUUGAAAAUUAAAGUUCAAUCUGGAACUGGAGCUAUUAUAAAAUUGACAGAAUUAAGAAAUCUUGAAUGUUUAAAAAUGCAUUAUCAGAAACUCACGAAAGAAGAAAUAAUUGCAAUUUCAAAUAAUUAUUUGUCAGGUAUUGAAAUACUUCAAGAUAGUACUAUUAUUCUUAUUGCUGAUAAAUGUAAACACUUGAAAUAUUUAAAUAUUGAAGGGCCGAACAAUAUUACUGAAAAUGGUUUUGAUGUUUUAACGAAAUUGGAAAAUUUGAAAGAAUUGGCGAUAGAAUACAACCAGACUAUCACAAACAAUUCUGUUGAAAAAUUAAAAGGAUUAAGAGUUUUAAAUUGUCGUGGUUGCAAGAACCUUACUGAUGCUGGUAUCAUUCAGGUCAUCAAAAAUUGUCCAGAUCUCGAACGACUUGAUCUCUGUUACAUCAAUAAUAUUACACUUGAUACGAUUAUUGCUGCUGAUUUGGCAACAAAAAAUCGUAUAAAUGAUAUUGUUUUGCAUAUACAUAUCUCUAAUUGGACGCUUCUUAAAAAUUCUAAGCCUCAAAUUGAAUCUCAAUGGUUGUUAACUAGGUUUUUCUCCACAUCAUAA